This is a messenger RNA of Ipomoea triloba (trilobed morning glory), 2518 nucleotides long. Its product is annotated as V-type proton ATPase catalytic subunit A. The transcript is spliced from 20 exons. Gene Ontology annotation, molecular function: ATP binding; proton-transporting ATPase activity, rotational mechanism; ATP hydrolysis activity. The coding region runs from base 206 to 2077 and encodes 623 amino acids. The record is from RefSeq and is a predicted model, not a curated record. Gene Ontology annotation, biological process: ATP metabolic process; proton transmembrane transport. Gene Ontology annotation, cellular component: proton-transporting V-type ATPase, V1 domain; plant-type vacuole. Lineage: Eukaryota; Viridiplantae; Streptophyta; Magnoliopsida; Solanales; Convolvulaceae.
AGGUGCUAUAUCUCUCACUGCUCAGCUUCGUCUUCAUUAAUCAUCUACAAUCUCUCUCUGACACUUCGCACACAGUCGACCAUCUGAAUCUAAAUCUAAAUUCGCAGUUAACAGGAUAUUGAUCGGCAGGCCUUCACCUUCCGGCGGAUCACGGAGUUGUGAGGUUUUACUUUAAGCAAUUCGAUUACGGUUAUCUUUCGUCACAAUGCCGUCGUUGUUCGGAGGUCCGCUGACUACUUUCGAGGAUUCCGAAAAGGAAAGCGAGUACGGAUACGUCCGCAAGGUAUCUGGUCCAGUUGUUGUUGCCGAUGGAAUGGCUGGGGCUGCCAUGUAUGAAUUGGUUCGUGUUGGACAUGACAACCUUAUCGGGGAGAUCAUUCGGCUGGAAGGAGAUUCUGCUACAAUUCAGGUUUAUGAAGAAACAGCUGGCCUGAUGGUUAAUGAUCCUGUUCUUCGUACUCGUAAGCCUUUGUCAGUGGAGCUUGGUCCUGGAAUAUUGGGGAACAUAUUUGAUGGUAUUCAGAGGCCAUUGAAGACAAUUGCUAUAAAAUCUGGUGAUGUCUAUAUUCCCCGUGGUGUAUCUGUUCCAGCCCUUGACAAAGACAUUCUUUGGGAAUUUCAGCCUAAGAAAAUAGGUGAGGGAGACCUCUUGACAGGUGGGGACCUCUAUGCGACUGUCAAUGAAAACAGUUUAAUGCAACACCAUGUUGCACUUCCUCCAGAUGCCAUGGGAAAGAUUACUUACAUUGCACCAGCUGGUCAAUAUUCUCUGAAGGAUACUGUUCUUGAGCUUGAGUUUCAAGGUGUUAAAAAGCAAUAUACUAUGCUUCAGACUUGGCCUGUGCGUACACCCAGGCCUGUUGCAGCUAAGCUAGCUGCUGACACCCCUCUGCUUACUGGACAGCGUGUUCUUGAUGCCCUAUUCCCUUCGGUACUUGGUGGUACUUGUGCAAUACCUGGUGCAUUUGGCUGUGGGAAGACAGUGAUUAGUCAAGCCCUUUCCAAGUACUCGAACUCGGACACUGUCGUGUAUGUUGGUUGUGGUGAAAGAGGAAAUGAAAUGGCAGAGGUGCUCAUGGAUUUCCCUCAACUUACAAUGACACUGCCUGAUGGCCGUGAGGAGUCUGUCAUGAAGCGCACUACACUUGUUGCUAAUACUUCUAAUAUGCCCGUGGCUGCUCGUGAGGCUUCCAUUUAUACAGGGAUUACUAUAGCUGAAUAUUUCAGAGACAUGGGGUAUAAUGUGAGUAUGAUGGCAGAUUCUACUUCUCGCUGGGCAGAAGCAUUGCGUGAAAUUUCUGGAAGACUGGCUGAGAUGCCGGCAGAUAGUGGUUACCCUGCUUAUCUGGCAGCACGUCUUGCAUCUUUCUAUGAGCGUGCUGGUAAAGUUAAAUGUCUUGGUGGACCUGAAAGAUCUGGGAGUGUCACAAUUGUUGGUGCAGUUUCUCCCCCUGGAGGAGAUUUCUCAGAUCCUGUUACAUCUGCAACCCUUGGUAUUGUUCAGGUUUUUUGGGGUCUGGACAAGAAAUUGGCACAAAGAAAGCAUUUUCCUUCUGUAAAUUGGCUGAUUUCCUACUCAAAGUACUCAGGGGCACUGGAGUCCUUCUAUGAAAAGUUUGAUCCUGAUUUCAUUAACAUAAGAACAAAAGCUCGAGAGGUUCUGCAGAGGGAAGAUGACCUAAAUGAAAUUGUGCAACUUGUUGGAAAGGAUGCUUUAGCUGAAAGCGAUAAAAUUACCCUUGAAACUGCCAAGCUGCUGAGGGAAGACUACCUUGCUCAAAAUGCUUUUACACCAUAUGAUAAAUUCUGCCCCUUCUACAAGUCUGUUUGGAUGUUGCGCAACAUUAUACACUUCUACAACUUGGCAAAUCAGGCUGUCGAGCGAGGAGCUGGUAUGGAUGGUCAAAAGAUCACUUAUAGUUUGAUUAAGCACCGCCUUGGAGAUCUGUUCUACCGUUUGGUGUCUCAAAAAUUUGAGGACCCUGCUGAAGGAGAAGAUGUCUUGGUGGCCAAAUUCAAAAAGCUUCACGAUGAUUUGAUUGCUGGCUUCCGUAACCUUGAAGAUGAAACUCGAUGAAUGACAUGUGACACCCACAUAUUCGGAUCAUUGGGGUCUAUACAUGAAGCAAAAGUGAGUUUUUUUCUUGUAUUAUUGCAUCAAUCAGGUUUGGGAUUUCGAUGCAUGCCUCUGGUCCAUAAUCCUGGUAGAACAGGAGAAUUAAGACACGAAAGAAGAAGAAUCAGUGCUUGUUUGGCAGUUCUACAUUUUGUGUUAGCUUUUUCUGUAUGUAGCUUGAUGAGUCCACUUUUUUGCCGUUAAUUAAAAGAAAUAAGAGGUGCCACCUAGGUAUAUUUAUUUAUUUUUUGUAUUUGCUUGUCUUCACAAUUCAUCACCGGCUCUUAAAGAUUUCAACUGUAAUUGUUAUUUUCUUAUCCCUGUCCUAAUAAUUCGUGUAUUACAACUUGAAAUUCACUACGGGUUCCCUUUUGUUUAUCAGAUUCAUCUAUUAUUGUGGAA